Acanthamoeba castellanii str. Neff is the source of this 831-nucleotide messenger RNA. Its product is annotated as Ubox domain containing protein. Lineage: Eukaryota; Discosea; Longamoebia; Acanthamoebidae. The record is from RefSeq and is a predicted model, not a curated record. The transcript has 4 exons. The coding region runs from base 1 to 831 and encodes 276 amino acids.
AUGGACGAAGAGGAGCAGAGCGAAAGAGGAGGCGUUGUGGAGGCGACGAAGCAGACAAUGAUGUCGUCGUCCUCUUCGUCGUCGUCGGAACAGGAGCCCGAGGAACUGCUAGACCCCAUCACCCUCACCCUCCUCAUAACGAUAACCAGGUGGCUCAAGACUGCGCCCCGCGCCGCGUGCCCGGUCUGCAAGAGCGCACUCGCAGUCCACCAGCUGGCGCCCAACUGGGGCCUGCGCAACGCGGUCGAGCGGUACGAGACCAAGCACGGCAAGCGCAAGGCCAAGAACGAAAACGAAAACGAAAACGACGAGAAACCGUCUGCGCCGAUUCUAGAUCAUCUGCCGGACGAUGACGACCAUGACGACACUGCCAAGCCGACAGCCACUGCCGAUGGUGCGGUUGCACAGCAACAACAGCAAACGGCGGAGGAAGAGGAUUGGUCGUUUUUGUGCAUCGACGUGCCGGGGUCCAAUCACAGCUGCUGCGCCUGGGCGUGCACGGACUGCGGCCUGUGCCACACCGCCCGGGGGUGCGGCGGGGACAACGCCAUAGCCUUUCCCCUCACCACGCUCCUAUGCUGCCUCUCGUUCGGCCGAUGUAGUUCCUGGUACUCGCGUUCGCUCUGCGGAUUGGUGUUUCCGGUGUUCGUGGGGCUGCUGCUUCUUUUCAUGCUGGUCGACCUGGUCUACAUCCUCAUCGCCUUCACCGUUCUGGGCCUCUUUCUCCUCCUGGCUAUGUUGGUCGUCGCGCCCUGCUACUUCUUGUGUCUCAAACAGACUACCACAACGGAGGACACCACAACGCCAGAACCACCGGCGCCAGAGAGUUGA